Messenger RNA from Phasianus colchicus (ring-necked pheasant), 6402 nucleotides. It is a transcript of the gene CLCN6, whose product is annotated as Cl-/H+ antiporter 6. The record is from RefSeq and is a predicted model, not a curated record. Lineage: Eukaryota; Metazoa; Chordata; Aves; Galliformes; Phasianidae. Gene Ontology annotation, biological process: chloride transport; transmembrane transport. Gene Ontology annotation, cellular component: intracellular membrane-bounded organelle; lysosomal membrane. Gene Ontology annotation, molecular function: voltage-gated chloride channel activity.
CACUCCCCCCUCUAAUCCCCGUCCGUCGCCGCGUCACGUGAGCGCCGCGAGGUCACGUGCUCGGCGGGCGGGCGGCGCCGGCGGAAGAUGGCGGGGUGCGGCGGGUCGCUGUGCUGCUGCUGCCCGCAGUGCUGCGGAGAGCGGGAAAGCCGCACCCCUGAGGAGCUGACAAUCCUGGGAGAAACUCAUGAGGAGGAAGAUGAGAUCCUGCCACGCAAAGACUAUGAGAGCUUGGAUUAUGAUCGCUGUAUCAAUGACCCAUACUUGGAAGUUUUGGAGAGCAUGGACAACAAGAAAGCCCGGAACUAUGAAGCAGUGAAAUGGGUGAUGGUUUUUGCCAUUGGAGUCUGCACAGGACUGGUGGGCCUCUUUGUGGAUUUCUUUGUGCGGCUCUUUACCCAGCUCAAGUUCCGCGUCGUACAAAGCUCGGUGGAAGAAUGCACUGAGAAAGGCUGUCUUGCCUUGUCUUUACUGGAGCUGCUGGGGUUCAACUUGACCUUUGUUUUUCUUGCAAGUCUUCUAGUCCUGAUCCAGCCUGUGGCAGCUGGAUCAGGAAUUCCUGAAAUUAAGUGCUACCUCAAUGGGGUAAAAGUUCCAGGGGUUGUGCGGCUCCGGACGGUGGUGUGCAAAGCUGUGGGAGUGCUCUUCAGUGUAGCAGGAGGUCUUUUUGUUGGGAAGGAAGGUCCAAUGAUCCACAGCGGUGCUGUCGUGGGUGCAGGUUUGCCCCAGUUCCAGAGUAUCUCACUGAGGAAGAUCCAGUUCAACUUCCCAUAUUUCCGCAGUGACAGGGAUAAAAGGGACUUUGUAUCUGCUGGAGCAGCUGCAGGGGUUGCAGCUGCCUUUGGAGCCCCAAUUGGAGGUACUCUUUUCAGCCUGGAAGAAGGUUCCUCCUUCUGGAACCAAGGACUUACAUGGAAAGUGCUUUUCUGUUCCAUGGCUGCCACCUUCACCCUGAAUUUCUUCCGCUCUGGGAUUCAGUUUGGGAGUUGGGGGUCUUUUCAGCUCCCUGGUCUGCUGAACUUCGGAGAGUUCAAGUGUUCUGAGUCUGAUAAGAAGUGCCACCUCUGGACAGCUGUGGACUUGGGCUUCUUCAUUCUGAUGGGAAUUGUAGGAGGUCUUCUUGGAGCCACCUUCAACUGUCUGAACAAGAGGCUCGCAAAGUACCGCAUGCGGAAUGUGCAUCCCAAACCAAAGCUUGUCAGAGUCUUGGAGAGCCUGCUUGUGUCACUGACUACAACCGUUGUCGUCUUUGUGGCCUCCAUGGUUCUGGGGGAGUGCCGGCAGAUGUCUUCCACCAGUCACACUGGCAAUGACACUUUGAGUAUGCAGGGCAUGUCAGAAGAUGUGAAUUCAAGCAUCAAAACAUUUUUCUGCCCAAAUGAAACCUAUAAUGACAUGGCCACCCUCUUCUUCAACCCUCAGGAGUCAGCUAUCCUCCAGCUCUUCCAUCAAGAUGGUACUUUCAGCCCAGUCACACUCUCCUUGUUCUUCCUUCUCUAUUUCUUACUCUCCUGCUGGACAUACGGGAUCUCUGUGCCCAGUGGUCUUUUUGUGCCAUCACUGCUUUGUGGGGCUGCCUUCGGACGCCUGGUCGCCAACCUCCUCAAAAGCUAUAUUGGCUUGGAUCACAUCUACUCAGGAACCUUCGCACUGAUUGGGGCAGCAGCAUUCCUGGGAGGGGUGGUCCGGAUGACAAUUAGCCUGACUGUAAUCUUAAUUGAAUCCACCAAUGAAAUCACCUAUGGGCUCCCAAUAAUGAUCACACUCAUGGUAGCCAAAUGGACAGGAGACUUUUUCAACAAAGGAAUCUAUGACAUCCAUGUGAACUUGAGAGGAGUGCCUCUUCUAGAGUGGGAAACAGAGGUGGAAAUGGAUAAACUACGAGCCAGCGACAUCAUGGAACCCAACCUGACCUAUGUCUACCCCCACACUCGGAUCCAAUCCCUCGUUAGCAUCUUGCGCACAACUGUUCAUCAUGCCUUCCCUGUUGUGACUGAGAAUCGGGGCAACGAGAGGGAGUUCAUGAAGGGAAAUCAGCUGAUCAGCAACAACAUCAAAUUCAAGAAAUCCAGCAUUCUCACCCGAGCUGGAGAGCAGCGCAAACGGAGUCAGUCCAUGAAAUCCUAUCCUUCGAGUGAGCUGCGCAACAUGUGCGAUGAGCACAUAACAACAGAGGAGCCACCAGAAAAGGAGGAUUUGCUGCAACAAAUGCUAGAGAGAAGAUACACUCCUUACCCCAAUCUGUAUCCUGACCAGUCUCCCAGUGAAGAGUGGACCAUGGAGGAACGUUUCAGACCUUUGACCUUCCAUGGCUUGAUCUUGCGCUCACAGCUGGUCACCCUCCUUGUCAGGGGUGUUUGUUACUCCGAGAGCCAGUCAAGUGCAAGUCAGCCUCGUCUGUCUCAUGCAGAAAUGUCAGAGGAUUAUCCCCGCUAUCCAGAUAUCCAUGACCUGGACCUCACAUUGCUGAACCCUCGCAUGAUAGUGGAUGUCACCCCAUACAUGAACCCGUCACCCUUUGCUGUUUCUCCAAACACUCAUGUAUCUCAAGUCUUCAAUUUGUUUAGGACAAUGGGGCUCAGACAUUUACCAGUUGUGAACGCAGUUGGAGAGAUUGUUGGGAUAAUCACUCGGCACAACCUGACCCACGAAUUCCUGCAGGCGAGGCUGAGACAACACUAUCAGACCAUUUGAUGCCCCUGCCCAUCCUGCCCCACUGCUGGUGUGGCUGCCUCCCUCUUCCAAGCCUGCACACGCGCUUGCAUUCUGCUUGGACCAAACAAGGCCCAAGACUGGCCAUUUGGCUUCUCACACGCAUAUCAAGCCUGGGGAGCUGGAAAACAUCUUGCUAGCCAGAGAAUUAGAGGAACUGCUUGAGUCCAGAGCUACUGACUAGUCUCAGGCACUUGGUUUGACCACUCUUCAUCCAGGUUUUUUCUUUUCCUGUGCCCUAGCCUUUCAUCAGAUGUUGUCCCAGCAGUAUACGUUCUGCUGUUUUGGUUUGGUUUAUUUUUGAGGCUUGGAUGAAAGAACCAUCUAGCACCAUUCUACCCUGUGCAGAGAACUGCACCAUCUUUUCCCUGUCCUCCUGUGCAUCUCCCUUCUCCUCUUCCUCUCUUGUUCCUGCAACUUUUGCCUUACUUGUGUAAGAGGGGAAUAGCUGUCAAGGCUGAGAGGAGAUAAUGAAGUUAUCAAAUUGCUGCUUUGGAAGAUGGCUUUUCUCAAAAGCAGCACAAAAAGCCAACUCUCUGAAAAUGCACAUCACUUUGUGGGUGCUCUCAAUUUCCCAUAUUUUUCCACCCUUGCCUCCAUUUUUUUUCCCCCUAAGUUUUCAACUCUUUCCAUGGGAGAGCAUCCUUUAUGUAACAUUUUUUGACAACAGCUGACUUUUGAGAGCAUUUUUGGAAAAUCAGGAGUUCCAAACAGUUUAAUUCUAGUUACUGCCUGGACUAUAAAUAUUUAAUACACUGAGCAUCUCAGAGAAGGGAGAUUUCUUUUUCCCUGUUAGCUGUUGCUACCAUUAUCUCCCUGCAAGAGAUGCUCCUAAGGUACGUUGUGGCACUCAACUUGACACUCCUGUAUUUAUAGGUACUGUGUUCUUGUAGUGACCCAGCAGAGAGAGCCUGGGACACCUUUAAAACUACAGCUAUAGAGGAGGGAAGCCCACUUCCUCACACUACAGAGAAUUUUGAUUUCUGGAGGCAGUUAUAACUGAUGUUUGGUUGAAUGAUCUCUGUAGUGAGAGGAGCUGGUGUAACUUGAGGCUGCCAUGCAGGAGGGAUACUUGCUGCUGGUGACUGGCAGUUAGGACUGUACAGCAGGUUGGUAAGUGAGGCUGUCUGGCUCUGAAAAUGAUUGGAAUGACAUUUGCAACUGCAACAGCCAAAUGUCUGUGAAGGUAAAAACAGCAUUUAAAAGCCAGUUGCAGCCAGUUCACUGCUUUAGCAGGUACCAUCCUGGCCAGCACCUGUAUUGUUCCAGCAGGCACCUGCCUUUGUGAGUUUUGCAUGCAGUUAACUGUGGGUGGGAAGCCAACGUUGUGCCUCCAGGGGCUGCGGAGUUGAUUGGCUUGAUAAAGCACAGAGCAUUCUCUCAGCCAAGAGACUGGGCUAAGUAACACAGGGAAUGUGUCCCAGGAAAGCUUCUGCACAGUGUCUGAGCACUCCUUUUAACCUGUUGUCUGCCAUGAGGACCUAGUGAGGUGAGAGAUGCAGCAGAAGGAAAUUGGCCGUUAUUUUAUGUUCUGAAAUGAGGAAUUCAUGUAUGUUGAAGCUUUACCUGACUGAGCCUGAGGAAAUGGUGCCCUUUCCUUAUAUGUCUAAGCACUACAUCUGUUAAAGCAGCCUUUUGGACUUUGUGGAAGCUAAUUGUUGCAGGGCAGCGCUCUGCAAGCUGCUGUAGCUAGAGCCAGGAAAUUUGGUGUUUAGGACACCAGCUGUAGUCUUCACAUAUGGCUCUUCAAGUCACAGGAGCUCCUUAGAUGAUUGUGUUGCCUUUGCAGUCUGGAUAACUGAGGGACUGAUACAUUCUCUGGCUGUGCUUGCAAGAAAGACGGUUAAGUCAUGGGAUGCACUUAGUUUUUGUCCUGCAGAUUAGAGAUGGGUCUUGAAACAAAAUGUUGAGGUAGAAUUGGCCCUUGUCAUACAGAGCAGAGCACAGCUCUGCUGGAAAGGUUUUUAUCAAAGCUGUUCAGAAGCACUUAGAUUUUUUUUUUUAACUUUUAUUUUUUAAUUCCCAGGACCAUUUGUUAGCCAUGGCUGCUUUCCAGGGUUGAUUAAAAAGGCACCGACACUAAAGAGCAGAAACUGAUUCAUUCUUUUCUCUUUCUUAACUGUGGAGCUUGUAGCAACAGCUCUUGUCUCCUCCACUCAAAGCAGUUCUGCUGGCUUCUGAAUACUUUGGCUCCAUUUCAGGUAAGGCAAGCAAGCUCUUAAACUUCCUAGGUUGAAGAAAGGUGUUUUCCUGCAGCCAGUACCCAUCUUGUGCCUUCGAUCUCAACUCCUUAGCUGGGACAGAUGUAGCAUUGUUCUUAGAGCAUACAAGCUGGUAUUGGCUUCUGCUGUUGACUUCCAAGUUGUUUCCCUGUGUAUAGAGUAAGGUUGUUUUCUCUGGAUGUACUGCAGUUGGUUUUUAAAAUCUGGUUUUUCCCUGAAAACUGGUCUUGCACUAAGCUACCCUGAGAAAUUUCCAGCACACCUUUGCACUCCCUGAAGCUUCAGUUGUUUAAAAUAUGCUUCUGCUAACCUUCCUUUCAUUCCAAGGAUUUGUGCUCAAGCUGUUACAAUCCCAUACUGUCAGAGAACCUCUCAAGGAGUGCUCUAUGUCUCUCCAUGCCAAAUCCUUUUCUUCUUGCUCAUGUUGAGUGAUUGUGUGGAAGGUUUUUUUUCAUUCCCUGCACCUGAAUCUGAAGUCCUUAAAUUGCCAUGAGCUGUUCCCUCCUGCUUUAUUUCUCUGCACAAGCUGCAGCAGCUGAGGUAGCUGCAGGAUUUCCUCCCCUUGAGGCCUGGAAUUCAGUGAUUUAGGCAAGACAGGCUGAAAAAUCUUGCCAAAGUUUGAGCACCAGCUCUGCAUCCUCAUGAGAAAGCCUUCAGUCAGCUGUCAGCACUGUCUGCCCUGCCUACACAUCUAUCUGAUUCAAACCUUCCUGCUGCAAAGCACACCUGUUUCACCCAGUCAGUACAGAAAUCUUAACUAGUGAUAGCAGGUGACCCUCCUAGCUUUUUUUUUGAGGGGAAAUCUGAGUGUGCAGUCACUGGUUAUACAUGACUUGCAGAAGGGAAAUUGCAAGUUAUGUGAUGUUUGGAGAUGCAGCAUUUCACCUCUGCCUAAAUAAACCAUUCAUGUUCUCACACUUUGCCACUCGCUGCAUUCCUUUCUAACAACACCCUCACUGCUUUUCUUCUGGUUAAUUAGUGGUUACCAAGGCAUUUAUUUUUAGCAUAGGUGCCUAUAACCUGUUACUCAAAACAACACUAAAGGAAGAGGAACCAAGAACUGGAUUCGUAUUUAUGGCAGAAGUUUGGGGUAAUGUGGGGCACCUGCCUCAUGGUUUCCUGUGCAGUGUUAAUUAACUGUGAGCCAUUCCAAUGGUAGCAACUUACCUUUCCAUUUGUUUCUUUUUGCACUGUUUUUGUUAUGAAAUGAUGUAAGCUAAUUCCACGGUGUAUAUAAAUUGUAUUAUUUUUUAAAUUUGUAUGAAAUCAUUUUUAUUUGAACGAUGGCACUUGGGAAGUAUUUGUGUAACCAUAUGUCAUGAACCCAUAACUCCAUAACAUGUCUAAGAGUAAAAUGUUUGUGUGUCUCCUUCAGCACUUCAAAGCCUUUUGAUGUUUCUAGUGUUGUCUUAUUUUUGCCCUUUGUUGUAAUAAAACUGAUAGAACGUGGGAAUACCCACGAACGUGA